AUGGAGCUACACACAGUUCUUGUGAUGUUGAGCCUCCUGCUGCUGUUGGAAGCUCAGAACCCAGAACAUGCCAACAUCAACAUAGGCAAACCUAUUAUCAACAAUGAGACCCUGAGCUGGCUCUCUGACAAAUGGUUUUUCAUUGGUGCGGCUGUCCUAAACCCUGAUUACCGGCAGGAAAUUCAAAAGAUGCAGAUGGUAUUUUUUAACAUUACCCCCAACUUGAUAAAUGACACGAUGGAGCUUCGAGAGUAUCACACCAUAGAUGACCACUGUGUCUAUAACUCUACACAUCUAGGAAUCCAGAGAGAGAAUGGGACCCUCUCCAAGUAUGUAGGAGGAGUAAAAAUCUUUGCAGACCUGAUAGUGCUGAGGAAACAUGGGGCCUUCAUGCUUGCCUUUGACCUGAAGGAUGAGAAGAAACGGGGACUGUCCCUCAAUGCCAAAAGGCCAGAUAUCACCCCGGAGCUGCGGGAAGUAUUCCAGAAGGCUGUCAAACACGUGGGCAUGGAUGAAUCAGAAAUCAUAUUUGUCGACUGGAAAAAGGAUAAGUGUGGUCAGCAGGAGAAGAAGCAGCUUGAGCUGGAGAAGGAGACCAAGAAAGAUCCUGAGGAAGGCCAGGCAUGAACUCAGCUCUCUGAACUCCAUGGGCUGUCCCCAGGCUCACCAAACCCCACCCCCUCCUGUGCACUUUGAUUCUGUCUCUGCAACAAUAAAGGUUUGCUGACACAGUCAA
Messenger RNA from Mus caroli (Ryukyu mouse), 736 nucleotides. The record is from RefSeq and is a predicted model, not a curated record. Lineage: Eukaryota; Metazoa; Chordata; Mammalia; Rodentia; Muridae.